Molecule: messenger RNA, 737 nt
Organism: Schizophyllum commune H4-8
Lineage: Eukaryota; Fungi; Basidiomycota; Agaricomycetes; Agaricales; Schizophyllaceae
Exons: 3
Coding region: 104-496 (130 amino acids)
Source: RefSeq, a predicted model, not a curated record
CACGCACAUCGUUGAGUUCGACUUCCAUCUUUCGCGUUGCUUGCGAGCGCUCGCGUCCCUCUGAGCGACACACUACCUCUGCUGCACACGAGAUUUAAUUGCUAUGUCCUCCGACGUCUUGCUCCAGUACAAGGGCAUGGCGGACGUGCUGUUCGCCGUCGUCCUCGCCGCGAAGCCUGAUGUUAUCUAUUCCUCUGUACCCGUCCGUCUCGCGUCGUAUAUCACCGGCCUGCCUCUCUUCGACGCCGACGUCGCUCCCGCCUUCAACCAGGCGCUCGCAUGUCUGACCGCCACUUUCGGGGUGGGUCACAUUGUGGCCAGUAGACAAGGACCCGCGGCACGCCCGGCGUUCUACUACAUGAACGUCACCUACGCUCUCCUGUCCUUCUUCACGUGCAUAUUGCCCUCAAGCACGGACGUCGGCAGCGCAUAUCUGCUCGUACUCUCCCUCGCACAUGCAGCGUUCGCCUUUCUGUUAUACGUGACGGAUUUCUAGCACCAUGAGGCGGACCUCGUGGCGCGCUGUGUAGCGGAGUGUCUGCCGAGUUCCGUCUUGUGCACCGUCUUUGUUCUCGAUGGCUCUUUCUUCCUGCCACGUGCAGCGACAUUGUCUUUCACCAGGCCCUUUCGAACCCAGUCCCCCUUCCUUGUAUAUCCUCCAAUCCCUUUCUUCCAGAUGUUGUAUGUAUACCGAUCUUUAUCUUGCUAAAUGUACACACCCAACUUCAUUCCGGGAA